AUGUCACAAAUGUUUGAUUACUUUAUCAUCUAACUCAAAGAAUACUUUCGAAGUCUUACCCAAGUUUAAUUGCAAAUUUUAUUUCACAUAAAUGGGUGUGUGUGUCUCUUCAAAAAUAUAAAAAUAAAAUAAAUCUUAAGAUAACGUAUCGACGUAAUUCUUAUGUACGGCUGUAUAACGGCUAAAUUCGUAUCCAACGUUACAAAGCCGUACCUAAACCAAUAGUUUAAUAAAACAAUCAUUAUAGAUUUCUAUUCCUUUAUAAUUAUUGGUUAUUUGGAUAGAUAAAUCAAAUGAUAAGUUAAAAUUUAAAACCGUGGUGGGGAAAACUAUAAAUUAAUUUAAGUUGUAGCGGUGAGUCGAACGAAAUACGCACGCCACUGAAUCGAUUUGACAUUUCGACUGUGUCGUCACAGUGUCGCUGUCGCCAUUGUGAAAUAAGGAGUCAAAAAAGGCCAAUAUGAUUCCAAGCAAUGUUGAUUCACGUAGACCCGAUAAAGUGCAGAGAUAUAAACCUACUCAACCUAACGGAAAUGCCCCUGGUGAUGAUUUAACUCCGGAUUAUAUGAAUAUAUUAGGUUCGGAACCGACCACGGCAAAUGCAGACGCACCAACAGAUGUGGCAGAAGACCAGCAGUGUCCGCCGCCAGUGCAAGAGUUGGAUGGGGCGGCUGCGAUAUCUGCGACGCCCGUGACGGUGUUACCCGUGAGCUCUCAAUAUGGUAUAGCGACGUUGCCGCCGACGACGAUGACGACGACAACGGCAUCGUCAGCGUCUACGAACGAUAUACCAUCUGAAACGACGACUCCCGCAACAGAUACAAUAACAGAAACGACCGCGAAAACGUCGGAAAGCGGAGAUAACAAAGACUUGCAUUCGACGCCAAGCAGAAACGAUCGCUUUAAGGUGGUGAAAAUCGCGAGCCUAGAGCCGUUUCGGCGCGGCCGCUGGAAAUGCAUGGAUUACGUUGAUCAGACGGCAGCACCAACGGCGGGAAACGCUGCGAAAACGUCGGCUCCAUCGGCCGGUACCGUACCCCUCACAUACUUGCAUACACAAAGUUUACCCCAACACCAUUUCCAGCAACUGCUCGUGCAAGGGUCUUACGGGAAUCAGUACUUUCAAAACGUUCCGUCCCAAAUGAUACCGCAAAGUCAGUAUUUCUAUCAAGCUCCCGGAGUCCCAAACGUCCAGUCCCAAACGUUACCACAACAAAUUGGAGUUGCCCCAAACAAUGUCCAACCUGUUUACAUCUCAACAACCCAGCCCUACAUCCAACAGACUGUUGUGCCGAAUAGCGUUGGUGGUUUCACAGUUCAAACUUACCCCAACGUCCAAUAUGUCCCAGCUAAUGUUUCGCAAAACCAAAACAGCGCUUUCAUCCCCACCUCUCAAAAUGUUAAUUCCCAACUCCCGCCAAAUUUUCAACAGAGUCAAACAUACGCCGGCCAACCUUCAGUUUCGCAACCAACCCAACCGGUCGUAAAUGGACACGUUUAUCCCCCACAAAACGAACCAGUACCCCCAAAUUCCCUUCCUACGCAAGUUGCAAAAAUCGCUAUUUUAACAUCGCAACCACAAAAUCAAGUGGCACCGAACAUCUCAAUUCAAAAUAAUCAAGCCCCGUCUCAAAUACAAGCAGUUCCCGUACAAGCAGUUGUCCCAACACCCCAAUAUAAUAACCAACAAUUAACCAACGCGAAUUUCCAACAAAUUCCUCAACAACAAAUUAAUCAACAGAUGCCGCCACAAAAUAUGACUUCAGUACCCGCGAGCGUUACCACAAUGAAUCAAAUACCAACUUCCAAUGCAAGUACUACCAAUCAAUUACCGCCAAGUGUCAAUCAGAAUUCAACAAGUACCGCUUCUGCUAAUCCUUCACAACAAAGUGUCGUGCAACCAAUCGUACCCCAAAUGAUACCAAUCAUACAAACAGCGAAUAUCCCAACGAAUGUCUAUACAAACCCUCAAUUUGUGACUAGUGUUGUCUCAUCAGAACCUAGAGAUGGAGGAGGAGUUGAGAAUAAUCAAGAUGGAGAGGGCGCAUCGGAUGCUGAAAAAGUGAAUAGUGACGAUGCGAUUAAACCAAAUCCAGUCGUCCCGCAAGUGAACGCGAUAGAUAAUAAGAUAGAACAGGCUAUGGACCUGGUUAAAAGCCAUCUUAUGUAUACAGUUAGAGAAGAAGUUGAAGUGUUAAAAGAAAAAAUUACUGAAUUAAUGGAAAAAAUUCAACAAUUGGAGACUGAGAAUAAUUUUCUUAGAUCACAAUUACCUAAAAAUCCUAGUGGUACUCCAGAUCCACCACAAUAAAAGCCAGUUAGAAUAAAAAAACUGACGAAUAAAAUAUUUAUGGCUAACGUUAGUCCUCCCCCUAAUAUUUUGUAUACUCUCGUAUAUUCGCUUAAUUUACAUAUAACGGAAAUGAUAAAUAUGGGUAAAUUGUGGGAAACUACAUUUACUCAUUACCUAUACAUUUAUGUAAUUAAGUUCUUUUCCCUUUUUUGUAAGUUUAAAUCAAUUAUUGGUGACUAAGAAAAGUUUUAAAUCGUCCAAUAAUUGAAUUUAAAAUCUUUUUUCUUUCCCCCUACUCAAAGUGUAUUUUGCGAGAUCAUACCGAACGAAAGUGAUGCUUCUUCUGGACAGUACAGGGUGUUUUAGACCAUAGAUAAUCAGAAAACUAUGACGAAUUUUGAAAUGGCAAGAGAUUGAUUCAAUUUCUUUGUAUAAAAACAAUUUUUUUAACAUUGUAAUCAUCUUUGGUGGUAAUACUUUAUACAUAUCAUGAUAUACAGGGUGAAACCCUAAAAAUUGAGUUUCUAAGAUAUAAAAUGUUAAAUAAUAACAAAUUUGAAUUAAAAUUAUUUUUAUUUAAGAUUUUUAAUAUAAUAACAAUGUAUUAAGAUACAGAAUGUUGAAUAUUUUUGAAUCAAUUUUUAAUUAUGAAAGAAUUGGUUUAGUUUUUACUAUUUCAAUAUUGAAUCUCUUGGAACUUUCUCUUUUCUGAAGUCUACUACUGAUUUUAUAUUUAACACAUCAAUAUGGCAAGAUUGAAAAUAUACUGCUUUUGACUGUUAAUAAAUAGUCAUUAGCACUGAAUUAUAAAAUAAGGUUUCUUGAGAUGAAGACGAAUUGGAAAUAGUAUUCUUUAAUAUAUGCAAUGUGAGGCGAAAAUAAUGAAUAUCUUUAAUUUCGUGAUAACAUACGCACCAAAGUAUUAUGAUGGAAUGUAUUAACUAGCGCUAAGCAAAGUGAUAACAACUAAGUUUAUUUUAAAGCUGCUUUUUUUGAAAUUUUUGGUGCUAAACUUUUUUUAACACAGCUGGUUUAUGUGUAUAUAAUUUAAAGAUUUGAGGUUUUCACUUUUUGCCUAAAGUACCAAGAAUCUUCUGUGGUAGGGUAUAUAUUGUGCUGAAGAUUUGCAAUCGUUGAAAUGUUAUGAUUUGAACAUUUAAUUGAUAAAUUAAUCUGCCAGUUAACAUUCCACUGCCCCCUACUUUCGUUUUUAAAGCUUCUUUAUCUUGUCUCAAACUCUAAUUUUUGCUUAGUGAUAAUUAUUAUUGUUUGGCAUCAACAAUCCUUUUAUAUUUUGCUAUCUUAUGCAAUUAUUAAUUAUAUAAUAAAUCAUCCAAGUAAACUUGCUGUAAAGAGAAGAAGAAGCUGUCUUUCAAUAUUAUUAAUUCCUCGGAUGCUUUUUUUGUUUUAUAUUUCACAAUUUUUUAUACUUUUCUUCCUAGAUAUAUUACUUUGGUUGCUGAAAUACCCUAAAUAUGAUUGUACCUUUGAAUUACAACAAAAAUAAAUAAUAUUUUGCGGUUGUUGAUUCCAAUUCCAAUGUUUGCCCAUUCUUUCUCUCACACGACAUCAAAAAUAUUGUCAAUGUAGUUUUUUAUAAGUUUACAUAGACUCUCAAGUGCAAAUGAUUACUCACUUUAUGGAUGACUAUCACAGUAAUCUUGCAAGAAAUCAAAUCUGCACUUUGUUGAUAUCAUAAAACAUUUCUAUAUAUCAGUAAAUAAUUAUGAAUGUAUCUAGCAUGAUGUGUCCUGAAUAAAAAUGAUACUUUGUAGAACGAUGCUAUUUCAAAGACGGUUCGAAUGGUUUUAACUUGCCAUUAUUAAAUAAAACUCAUAAAAUCAAUGAAAAGGGUUUCUUUUUUAUUAUUGUAAUUAAUCAUUAUUUGCAUUGAUUUUCAAAGGCAAGGCGUUGGAAUGAUUAAUAUAUCCAGCUUUAAGUUAUAAUGAUCCUCUAUUACACAAAUGUUUUUUUCUGGUCACCUUUUGUUCACUGUUUUGCCUGCACCAAUACUGAUUCCAAUAAUAAAAAACCGUUUCAACGUUCUUAAAAGUUUUAUUUAAUAAUUACUUAAUAAUGGGAUGAACAGUUAUUAACGUUUUUAUUCCAGGAACAACUUAUCAUUAACUUUGAAAAACUCGUUCAGCAACGAUUUUCUAGAUUCAGAAUAUGUGUGGAAACAUAUUUUUCUAACGCUAACAUAAGGAGUUGUAACCAAAACCCUUUAAGGCGAAUUUGUUUCUGUUAUUGUUACAUUGCAACAACUUAAUUCAGAUGUAAUUUCUUUUCAAAUUUAUUAUUGAAUGUGUUGACUGUAUUAAUGAAUUUGCGGAUUUAAAUUUAUUGAAUAAGAGAGAAAUCCCAUUCAUGCCAAAUAUAUUUUUCUAAAAACUGUUUUAAUUUGAAGAAAGUCGAUAUCAUGAAAUAAAAAAGUUAGAACAUUGUUUAAAAAAUCAAAAAGAUUUAAAAUGAUUACAAUAUUAAAAAAAAAUGUUCUUUUACAAUGAAAUUUGCAUAAUUUAUCCAACUUUAUAUCUCUUGCCAUUUCCAAGUUCUCUAUUAUCAAAUUAUCUGAGAUAUCCUGUAUAUGUAUUAAUAUUAUACCGAGUGUCGUGUUAAAUUAUAUAAUUCGACCACUCUACAAUUAAUUUAAUUUAAUUUUAAUUAAAUGUAGAGACUUAUACUCCUAUAGAAUAACGACUAUAAGCGAUUAGUAAACUUGCUGCAAAUAGUAAUGUUAAUAGCCGUUUAAAAAAAAAUUGGUAAAAAAAACCUAGAUGCAGUAAAGUGUGCACGCUAUAUUUAUUGUUCAUUUAGUAGAAGAUUCAAGAUUUUCAUGCAUUUCUGUAUUCCUAGUUAGUAAAAACAGUAUCGUUUAAUUAUUUUCUUAAAUGUGUCGUUUAAAAAUAUGAAAAGAAUUAUUCGUAUAAAAGUUAUACAGUAGAACAAAAUACCGAAUAAGUAUCACUCUCAAAAAAAAGACAAGAACAUGAAAAAUCAUAUAGAUCUUUUUUUAAUCAACAAUUAAUGUGUUUUCUGUUUUCAUCUUAAAUUUUAAAGCUUUUUUCGUUCGUUUUGAAUUGGUUGGCCCACGGAGUUUAAAUCUGUAAGAAAAAUGUAAAUUAUGUAAUUAUGUAUAGAUAGAUAAAUAUAUACGUUUAAAAAAAAAUGGAAAUUAAAAGAAUAACAAGAAGAAGUGAAAUGGAAGCCAAAUUUUCAAUUUGGUGCUAUUUGAAUCUGUGAUUUUGUGCGCGGUUUCAUUUUUGUGCUCGAAAACUCCAAAAAAAAAAAAAA
Molecule: messenger RNA, 5587 nt
Organism: Onthophagus taurus
Lineage: Eukaryota; Metazoa; Arthropoda; Insecta; Coleoptera; Scarabaeidae
Product: PAT complex subunit Asterix
Biological process (GO): negative regulation of apoptotic process; protein insertion into ER membrane; positive regulation of cell population proliferation
Cellular component (GO): nucleus; endoplasmic reticulum membrane; cytosol
Molecular function (GO): protein folding chaperone
Source: RefSeq, a predicted model, not a curated record